Molecule: messenger RNA, 525 nt
Organism: Dromiciops gliroides (monito del monte)
Lineage: Eukaryota; Metazoa; Chordata; Mammalia; Microbiotheria; Microbiotheriidae
Product: mitochondrial inner membrane protease subunit 1-like
Exons: 2
Coding region: 25-525 (166 amino acids)
Cellular component (GO): membrane; mitochondrial inner membrane peptidase complex
Molecular function (GO): serine-type endopeptidase activity
Source: RefSeq, a predicted model, not a curated record
UGGUGUCUGAGUCUGCAUAAAACUAUGCUUCGAAGUAUUCUGGGAAAAACCUUUCGACUUCUUGGCUAUACUCUUCAGUAUGGCUGUAUAGUUCAUUGUAACUUUGAAUACAUUGGUGGUGUUGUCAUGUGUUCUGGACCAUCAAUGGAAUCUACAAUUCAGAAUUCUGACAUUGUCUGUGCAGAAAAUCUUAGCCAACAUUUUUAUGCUAUUCAAAGAGGUGACGUUAUAAUUGCCAAAAGUCCAAGUGACUCUAAAUCAAAUAUUUGUAAAAGAGUAAUUGGUUUGGAAGGAGAUAAAGUUUUUGCGCACAGCCCAUCAGAUUACCUUAAAAGCCAUAGUUAUGUACCAAGAAGUCAUGUUUGGCUGGAGGGGGAUAAUCUCCAGAAUUCUACAGAUUCCAAGUACUAUGGACCUAUCCCAUACAGACUAAUCAGAGGAUGUAUUUGCUUAAAUAUUUGGCCUCUGAAUGACUUUAGAUUUCUUUGUGACAACCCCAAUGGCCGCAGAUUUUCUGAUGGGUAG